This is a messenger RNA of Malania oleifera, 1257 nucleotides long. RefSeq lists its product as uncharacterized. The coding region runs from base 167 to 706 and encodes 179 amino acids. The transcript has 6 exons. Gene Ontology annotation, biological process: protein folding in endoplasmic reticulum. Gene Ontology annotation, cellular component: EMC complex. Lineage: Eukaryota; Viridiplantae; Streptophyta; Magnoliopsida; Santalales; Ximeniaceae. The record is from RefSeq and is a predicted model, not a curated record.
ACCCGAAUUCCCCCAACUGACCCGAACCAAAGCAACCCAAGCCAUCCUGGUUCCCAACCCGACCCAGUCGCCGGUAACCCACCGUUAAAGGGUCCCAAGAGCACUGAGCCUAUGAAGAGAAACAGAGAAGCAGAAGUUUUUGGUCUGCCCAUUCAUCGAUCGGUCCAUGGAGAAGGGGAAAGGAGUGACGACGGCUCGCAGAUGGGCUGUUGAUUUCACCGACAAUUCCACCUCUCUUUCUUCUCGAGACGUCCCUGAUCCUCCUGGCUUCACUCGCGCUUCUCAAGAUCAGGAUGAUUCGGCAGUUAGUCGACAGAAGAAGGAUGCUGAGGCUACUUGGAAGGCUCAGAAAGCAUGGGAAGUGGCACAGGCCCCUUUCAAGAAUCUGCUAAUGAUGGGUUUCAUGAUGUGGAUGGCUGGAAGUACAGUGCAUUUGUUUAGCAUUGGUAUUACAUUUUCAGCUCUUUGGCAGCCCAUAAGUGCUCUUCAAGGUGUUGGGAAGGUUUUUGAGCCUUACAAGGACAGUAAAGUGGACCUUCUCGGGCCCAAGUUACUAUUCAUUGCACUCAAUUUGGGGGGCCUAGCCCUGGGCAUUUGGAAGCUUAACACAUUGGGCCUUCUUCCAACGCAUGCAUCAGAUUGGGUUUCAUCUCUACCCCCUGCUCAGGAGGUCGAGUAUUCCGGAGGAGGUAUUCCACUGCAUUAAUGUGUUAAUCUCAGGAAGUGGGAGAAAUUGUAGAGCAGAAGUUGGAAGUACUUUGCUGCUGUUUCCUGAGCCGAUGAUAAUUACAUGUGUGCUCACCAAGGAUCACCAAAUUCAAAUAUUUUGGGGUGGGGAAGAGUAUCGUUUCAAUGGUAAUGAUCCGUUUUUAUUGAAUAGACGCCAUCUUUUUUAGAAAUUCUUAAUGGGAAACAUGUUGAGCUGGGAUGUUUGGACAUCUUUUGUAAACUUUCGUUAUGUUUGAGAGCAUUGGGUUUGAUAGUGUAGAUUUUAAGAAAGCACAACACAAAACUGUCUUGAGUUUUGUCAAGAGUUUCAUUCAUUCAAAUCCAAAUUAAGUUAAAAAAUUACAGUAUUAUUGAUAUUUAGUGAGGCAGUGUUUGGUGUUCUAGAGCUAAACGGGGAUGCCUAAUUCUAGACACCACAGAUAAUGAACCUCUGAACAUGAUAUUGAAGGAUAAUUUUGUAAAAAUAUUCAGAUGCUUCCUAGUAGUAUCUGAAUGUAUUUUGUGAAAAUUUUAUUGUGUUUUUCACAA